CUUCGCCGCUGCCUGUAUCGCCCACGUGCGAGCUCUCCGACGCAGUGCGGGUGGGAAGGGAUGUCGGACUCUCUGCAGAGCAGCUUGGCCUCUUCCGGAGGAAAGGAUGAAGUGGACCGUCCGCUGUGUGCGGUCAAGUUCAAGGUGUCACGGCACCAGAGAACGGUCGGCGUCGCGGCGAGGAUGCCUCGACAGCGGGAAGGCAUGGAAGACAAGGUACGAUGGACUCUUGUGGUCUACGAGUUCUUGGACAACGACCAGUUCAGCAACCUCGACACCCUCAUGCUGCAGCUCGCGCCGGGGCAGUGCCUGCUCACGCUGGAUGCGGGCGCCGCCGAGGGAAAGCCGCGGGGUGACAUGGCCAAGGUGCUCGCCGCAAUGGAGCGCCUUGACGUGGCCGUCGAGGACGUGAAGGGGGGUCAGUUCAAGACCGACGACAUCGCCGGGCGGAUGAAGGACCUCUUGGGGGACGCCUCCCUAGCACAGUACUCCCUCGCCAACGAGCAGCCCCUCGGAAGCGCUUGCCUCGCGGCGUUGAUGGGCCGCCUCGAGCGCGAGGACAAGGACUACCAAAGCGAGGAAGGGGAAGGAGAAUCUCCGGAGAUGCCGUCCUACGCUUUGGUACAGGGGACGCUGCAGAAGCAUCUGCGGCUCGACAGCGCAGCGGCGGCAGCGGUCACCCUGCUCCCGGACCCCACAGCCCCUCACCAGUACGGCAGCCUUUUCGACGUGCUAAACAGGUGCAAGACAAAGAUGGGCAGCCGGUUGCUGGAGCGGUGGUUGAGGCAGCCCCUCACCGAUAAGGCGGAGAUCGAACGGCGGCAUGACAUGGUCGGGCUGUUCAAGGACGAGGCAGGACUGCGGGGGUCCCUGCAAGACGGUCCUCUCAAGGCGUGCCCAGACCUCGAUACCCUCAAGACCAAGAUGCAAAGGAAGAAGGCGGGCUUAAUGGAGGUGUUCAAGCUCUACGUGUUUUCACGGUCCGUGCAUACCUUCGGAGAUGUCCUUUCGGGGCACUUUGGUGAGGACGAGGGGGAGGAGGGAACAGAAACAGAGAAGCUGGUCAAGGACAAGUUUGUCAAGGGCUUCGCCAAGCUCGCUGAUGGGUUCUCGCGCUUCCUGCAGCUGGUGGAGCACGUCCUGGACAUGGACGCUUUGCCCGACCUAGUCGUCAACUCGUCGUACAGCCCCGAGCUAGGGGAGCUGAAGGAGGAGAUGGACCAGAUCAAGGAGGAGGUGGAGGACCUACACCAGGAAGCGAGGGAUGGAUGGUGCGACUUCGGGGAGAAGGACAAGUGUCUGCUCGACGAGGACAAGCAGAGAGGCUUCUUCUUCCGCCUCACCAAGGCCAACCUAGAGCAGGAACUAAAACGGCGAAGAAAGGGUGUAGAAACCCUGGCGGUGCUCAAGAACGGCGUCCACUUCACGACUUCAGAGCUGAAGAAGCUGGGGUCUCGGUACAAAUCCUGCCGCCUCGAGUACGAGGAGAAGCAGUCCGGUCUCGUUGAGAAGGCCGUGGAGACUGCCGCGACUUACCUCCCGCUCGUGGAGUCCGCCAGUGCUCUCGUGAGCGAACUGGACAUCCUGGUGUCGUUCGCCGACGUUGCGGCCCUCGCUCCGACCGAGCUGGUCAGGCCCACGAUGAAGGACAAGGGCACCGGAGUACUGAAGGUGAUCGGGUGUCGGCACCCCUGCCUGGAGUGGCAAGACGAGAUGAACUUCAUCCCGAACGACUACGACAUGUCUAGCGAUGGGGCGAGCUUUGUCGUGGUAACCGGACCCAACAUGGGUGGCAAAAGUACCUACAUUCGUACGCUCGGGGCGGUGACCGUCAUGGCCCAGGUGGGCAGCUUUGUCCCGUGCGAGACCGCCGAGAUGAGCGUCCGGGAUGCGGUCUUCGCGAGGGUGGGAGCCGGCGAUGCCCAGCAGCGAGGGGUGUCUACUUUCAUGGCGGAGAUGUUGGAAGCGUCAGCGAUUAUUUCCGCCGCGUCGAAGGACUCUCUCAUCAUCAUCGACGAGCUUGGGCGAGGUACUUCGACGUUCGACGGCUUCGGGCUGGCAUGGUCGAUCUCGGAGCACAUCGUCAAGACCAUUCAGGCGCCGUGCCUAUUCGCUACCCACUUCCACGAGAUGACCACUAUGGCGGAGCAUGACAAACGCGUCAAGAACUUGCACGUCACUGCAGAGGCUAAGGAGGACAAGAUCACCAUGCUCUACGAGGUGCGGGAAGGUCCUUGCCUGGAAUCCUUCGGCAUUCACGUGGCCACCAUGGCCGGAUUUCCCAGGGCCGUCAUCCGAGAGGCGAAGCGCAAGGCGGCCACGUUGGAAAACUUUGAGGAGGCCAUGGAAAGGACGGGGGGGGGAACGGGGGCACAGCGGAAGAAAACCAAGACGGACGAGGAGGGGGCCGGCGGAGGGCACAACGCCACCAAGUUGCAUCGUCUGCUGGACAUGUUCAAGGGGUUACCAAUCGACGUCAUGAGUCCAAAGGAGGCCUUAACUGCCACCAGGCAGCUCGUCGACAAGCUCUACGUCGGCUCUGGGUGAUACGGCGAUAGAUGGUCUCUCCGACAGAACGAGCGAAUGGUGGUUUAUGAUGAGGUCGUUGUCAGCAACACCGUUGACCGUGUGGCGAACGACGACGGUCGGUUGUUAAGCGACGAUCAAUCACGGCUUACGGCAGACCAUUUUCGACAAACAGUUGUCAGUGGGGGUAGCUAUGGCCGGUAAAUGUAGAUAGUGGAUAGGACGAAGAUUGGCCUGCGAUCCUGCACGAUGAACGACUGAACCCACCUACCGUACGUGGUGGUCGAGGGUUGCUCAGCAGUAGCUAGUUAUCGCUUUGUCUCGGUCUUCGUAUCCGAUCCACAACUAAUUGAUCCAACAUGUCACAUUCUUGUGGCGCAUGCAAAUGUGCGCGCAGUUCAGUUAGAGGUUUGAGCGAGUUGUGCCUGUUGGAAAUGUUGCGAUUCUGUUGUUGAUGGCGGCAGAAACAACACAACCCCUACAGAGCUUGUGGAUAAACAAAACGUAGAGCACGUGUGGCUGUUUCGGCGAUCAACCUGUCGCUUGAAUAGCCCCCCUUCGCUUUGAUUUUUUGGGUCCCUCGCUUGUCUUUUGAUUUUCGAAGUAUGUACCAUACCAUUUUUUUGCACGGAUGACUACGGAAGAUGUCCACGUCAGUUGGACAAACAUUUGUACGGGUGUCCGGAGGUUGUGCGCAGUGCUCGGCACGGGUUUUGUUGUGAAGACAACCAAAAACAACAGCAGAAACAACUGUUGCUUGAAUGGCGGCCCGGUCACGCUUGAAAGCAGACGAAGACCAAGUUUUUUUGUGGUUCUUUUGAACGGGCGGAUGGACACGACCAACGCUCCCACGUUCGCCCCUAGUGACAUUAGUCUACACUACAUGACUGCUUUACGCCGACGAUGAUGUCAUACUAAUAAUAGACUUUUCUUCGUACGUCGGAGUUG
This is a messenger RNA of Ectocarpus sp. CCAP 1310/34, 3474 nucleotides long. Lineage: Eukaryota; Phaeophyceae; Ectocarpales; Ectocarpaceae. The record is from the annotation of a GenBank genome assembly.